Cyprinodon variegatus (sheepshead minnow) is the source of this 2038-nucleotide messenger RNA. RefSeq names its product POC1 centriolar protein B (gene poc1b). Gene Ontology annotation, cellular component: ciliary basal body; centriole. Gene Ontology annotation, biological process: cilium assembly. The record is from RefSeq and is a predicted model, not a curated record. Bases 102 to 1541 code for a protein of 479 amino acids. The transcript is spliced from 11 exons. NCBI's taxonomy places the organism in Eukaryota, Metazoa, Chordata, Actinopteri, Cyprinodontiformes, Cyprinodontidae. Gene Ontology annotation, molecular function: protein binding.
UUCGAUUAGUCAGGUCUGGGGCAGUGACAGCCAUGGAGGAGCUGUGCAGCGGGUUUGUUCAAAUCCACAAAUAACCAUAGCUCGCUCAAUUAUCGGCAAAAAUGGCAUCUGUUCUGGAGGAUCCAACUCUGGAGAGACACUUCAAGGGACACAAAGACGCCGUCACCUGUGCAGAUUUUAAUCCAAACCAAAAGCAGCUGGCGACGGGAUCAGUAGAUAAGACGCUGAUGAUCUGGAAUCUGGCUCCAAAGGGAAGAGCCUUUCGAUUUGUCGGGCACCAGGAUGCCAUCACAGGGCUGCAGUUCUCUCAGUCUGGUGGUCUGGUGGCAUCUUCCUCCAAAGAUAGAACGGUUCGAUUGUGGACGCCUUCCAUAAAAGGAGAGUCUACAGUUUUCAAAGCUCAUACCGCCGCAGUCCGCAGCGUUGCUUUCUCCAACGACGGCCACAGACUGGUCACUGCAUCUGAUGACAAGUCUGUCAAAGUGUGGAGUGUCCAGCGGCACUGUUUCAUCUACUCCCUCAACCAGCACACUAACUGGGUCCGCUGUGCCAGGUUUUCUCCAGAUGGGAGGCUCAUAGCGUCCUGUGGAGACGACCGCUCUGUCCGUCUUUGGGACACGUCCUCUAAACUCUGCAUCAACUGCUUCACUGACUGCAGCGGCUCUGCAACUUUUGUUGAUUUCAACUCCAGUGGCACCUGCAUUGCCUCCUCAGGAGCUGACAGUUCCCUUAAGAUCUGGGAUUUACGGACCAACAAGCUGAUUCAGCACUAUCAAGUCCACACUGCAGCUAUCAACAGUUUCUCCUUCCAUCCGUCGAGUAAUUACCUAAUCAGUGGCUCCAGUGAUAGGACGGUUAAGAUCCUGGACCUGCUGGAGGGCCGCCUCAUCUACACUCUGCAUGGACACAAGGUGCUGCUCUGGAAGACAAACUUUGACAGUAAACCUUAUCAGGACCUGCUGCAACAUCAUAGCCGGAGAUCAACCCCUAAUCCGCCACCCCACCUGUCGGACAUCCACCCCAGAACACCUCACCUCCACCACCCACAGCCCACCCCCAUCCAGAUAAAUCCCACUGUGACUGACACCAGGUCCUCUGAUCCACAUGUUGUCGAGCUGGGCCAAGCUCUACAUGAAGACAAGACAGAUUUCCUGGCACUUCAUGACAGUGGUUCAAAAGUAGAAGAGUGGACCGGGGGUGAAAGUACCAACUGGGCAGGGUCAAAUUCUGGGAACCAGAGCGGCUCAGACGGUGCAGGAAGAGGAAGGAGGAAAGAAGAGGACACGGCACAGAACCACCCACUGGAGGUCCUCUCAGGUCAUCCAUCAAGUCUGGAUUUCACCCUGCAGCACAUUGUUCAGCAGCUGGAUGUUCUCACGCAGACUGUUUCUGUGCUUGAAGAGCGUCUCACCCUAACAGAGGACAAGAUGAAGGAGUGUCUCCAGUAUCAAUCUCAGAUCCUGAAGGACAUGCAGGCACCAGGAGAGAGGCACAGGAUGGAAAGCGAAGGGACGGAUGAGUCCCCUGCUAAUUUCACUUAAAGCUGGCACCCUCCCUCUGAGGCACAAACACAGGGAUAUUCUCUGCUUUAUGACUGUUAAGAACUUGUACUGUUGUGUGUGUGCGCAUGAAACACCAUGGUGGUCUACAUCUUGGGUCAGUGGGUUAAUCAGGAAUCUGGCAGAAGUCAGAGUGAUUUAUUGUGCAUCUCAGUGUGUGUGUGGGUCACCAACAUGUUUCUUUUGUGUCUUUCGUCACCUCUGACUGAUAUUCAGCUUUACAGCCAGCAGCAGUUUAUCUGCGGCUGCGCAGAUAUGCAGCGGUAUAACCUGCUGUGAAAACAGGCCAUCUGCUGCAUCACCUCUUAUUCCAAGCAUUUAAAUUUGGUUCCUCUAAAAUAAAUGGAUGUUUUAGCAGUUUCCUGCUUUAGAAAUAUAUGUUGUUGUUUUUUUGUUUUUUUUAUUUUUUGUAUAUUUGUUAAUGUAAAAUUCUGAUUUAUAGAACUACUAAACUCUGCACAUAUCACCUAAGAUGUAAC